GCACAGAUCCAGCUCCUCUGUGCUCUCAGCCUGUGCAGCUCCACCCACCUGUAGAUAAAAGCCAAACCCUCACCAGUGCUGCUGUUCAGCGUCUGUCACAAACUCCUUAAAAGCUCAGUGAUACCACAGCAGCAGCAGCAGCACACACAAAGAAAAUGGUGGCUGUAUCCCUCCAUUCUUUCUAUCUUCUCAUCACAGUGUUACAGCUAUGUUUACUAUACCUUGCUCAUGGUGGGGUGUAUUAUGGACAGAAACAGCCACCCCAACAGCCCCAGCCAUUGCCACAAUAUGAUGCAUAUCCACAGCAACAGUUUCUGGAGAAUGAGAUGCCAAUACUUCCUCAGUAUGGACAAGAGUUUCCUCAACCACCAUUGCACAUGGGUAAAGAGAGACCACUGACAGAUGGCAAAGGACAAACCUUUCCCAGAGGAGCUAAAGGUCCACGCCCUCCUGUUCCAGGGGUAAAAGGUCUCCCAAAGGGACUGCAAGGAAUUCAAGGUCCCCCAGGGCCAACAGGACCACCAGGACCACAAGGCCCUCCUGGGCUUCCAGGACAGGGAUUGCCAGGUUUACCAGGAAAGCCAGGCCCUCCUGGUCCUUCUGGCUACCCAGGAGUUGGAAAACCUGGUAUGCCAGGAUUGCCAGGAAAACCUGGAGGACCUGGAUUACCAGGAUCAAAAGGUGAUCUUGGUCCUAAUGGUGAUGUAGGCGUAACUGGACCUCCUGGGCCUCCAGGACUUCCAGGUCCCUCAGGACUCCCUGGGAUUCCAAAAGCAGGAGAUCAGGGACUUCCAGGACAGCGAGGUCCUCUAGGGGAGCCUGGCCAAAAAGGUCUGCCUGGGCUUCCUGGUCCUCCAGGCCCCAAAGGAGACAAAGGACUUGGUAUACCUGGUUUUCCAGGCUUGAAAGGGCCUGGUGGGCCACCAGGUCCACCUGGACAGGUGGGCAUUGCUGGCAUUGGUAAACCUGGUAUGAAUGGUCUUCCUGGACAUCCAGGAAUACCAGGAAAGCCUGGUUCUCCUGGAGAACCAGGACUGGCAGGGGCACCUGGUGAAAGAGGCCAACCAGGCGUACCAGGUGUACCAGGAAUUGGAAAACCAGGAAAAGAUGGUUUCAGUGGGCACCCGGGGGUAUCUGGAGGGAAGGGGGAACCAGGUCUCCCUGGUUUACCAGGGAACCCAGGCUUGCCAGGUUAUGGUACACCAGGGUUUCCAGGACCUAAGGGUCAUAAGGGACAUGCUGGUCUUCCUGGAGCACCAGGUCCAAAAGGUGAUAAAGGUCACCCAGGUCUCACAGGUGUCAUUGGUCCCACUGGUUCAAGUGGAAUACCUGGCCCACCAGGUCCAAUAGGCCUUCCUGGUAGUCUUGGCUUCCCAGGAUUAAAAGGAGAUGAUGGUGUCAUAGGACCAAGAGGAAAUCCAGGAGUAAAGGGUCAGACAGGUCCUCCAGGGAUUCCCGGACAACCUGGUAGAUCAGGAGAGGGUGGGCAACCAGGACCAAGAGGCUUACAAGGGUCCACUGGCCCAAAAGGAGAAGCUGGUGUUAGGGGUUUACCUGGUGCCCCUGGUGCUGCAGGAUUAACAGGAACAAGAGGAGAAGGAGGACAGGCUGGAGAGAAAGGCCCCCAGGGGCCACAAGGUAUUCCAGGGCUUGCAGGACCAGGGGGCCCAAUUGGACCCCCUGGGCUUCCUGGACGAAAAGGCGAUGCAGGCUUACCAGGUAAACCUGGCUAUCCUGGUGAGGGAGCCCCAGGACCCACAGGUCUUGUUGGUCCACAAGGUAACCCCGGUCCCAGUGGUCCUCCUGGAUUUCCAGGGCAACCGGGACAACCUGGACCCCCUGGACCUCCUGGACAACCUGCUACAUUUCCUGACCUUGGACAGAUCCUUCCUAUGACUGGCCCAUACAGUGGCCAAAAACAAGGUUACAAGAACCCAAAUGGAGGUGAGAUUGGUGGAAAUGGCCCUGAGCUGCCUGCAUUCACAGCUAAACUCACAAAUCCAUUCCCCCCUGUGGGUUCCCCUGUCAUCUUUGACAAACUCUUGCACAAUGGCAAUCAGGACUACAGUCCUCAGAAUGGUGUUUUUACCUGUAGCAUACCAGGGAUCUACUACUUUUCUUACAACGUACACUGCAAAGGAAGUAAUGUGUGGGUGGCACUGAUGAAGAAUAAUGAGCCAGUUAUGUACACUUAUGAUGAGUAUAAAAAGGGAUUGCUAGAUCAGGCUUCAGGGAGUGCUGUACUCCCAUUAAGAAAAGGAGACACUGUGCAUAUACAGCUACCAUCGGAGCAGGCAGCAGGACUUUAUGCUGGUCAGUAUGUCCAUUCCACGUUUUCUGGAUACCUACUGUACAUUAUGUAAUAAAAUAUAAAAAAGGUGAGAAUAAUAGCACAGAUCUGACCAUAAUGUAAAUAAAACUACUUAAGUCACAAGGUACAAUGUAGGUCAAGUUAAACGGGUUACAUCAAGAAUUGGGAAGAUCUUCUUUAGUUCUUACUGUAGUUAUUAUUAUUAUUAUUAUUAUUAUUAUUAUUAUUAUUAUUAUUAUUAUUAUUAUUAUUAUUAUUAUUAUUAUUAUAACAACACUGUAUGUACCACAACUCUAUUUACUUACAAAUAAAUAUCAGAAAGGGAAGUUAUAAAACCAUGGCCAAAAUUUGUAUAUAAAUGUUAUGAUAAAUCACUUGGCUUUUAGCCAUUGCAUUGUCUUAAUUACACAUAUAUUAUUAUAUUCAUCUACAGAGAGUAUAUCAUGGCUUCUGAUAACUCCUCAUACAGUGCAGAUUUACAGUAUAUCUUCUUUUUAUUCACUUGACAGGACAGCAGUUUCUGUUCUACAAUUAUAAACCGCAUACUGGGCAUGUAAGAACCUAUCACUUUAUUUUUCUUAGUUAUAAAUUACAGUUGGGUUAUGUAUUAGGGUUCAUCAUGUAAUUAUUAAAUUAUUGUUAGACUUUUUUGUUUUUUGUAUUGUUGAGCUUUUUAAUAUGAAAAGAUAUUCAUAUGCAUUUUACCACACUUAUUCACUUAACAAUAACAUAACCAUUGGCUAUUUUAUUAAAUUUCACACCAGUCCACACAGUCCAAAACAGAACAGCAAAAAAAUAUACAUGUUUGUUUUGUCCACAGUAGUUUGAUUUUUCCCUUUGAUGUCCUUAGUUUUUUUGGGGGGUUUUGUAAUAAAUAUAAACUGAAAGGUAUGUGUGAGUUUGUCAGUAUUCUCUGUAAUUUAUUUGUCUGACUACUGAUUACUUGGAUUUGUCUUGUGUGUUGAACACUAAAUAGAGAAUUCAUUCCAAAAUGCAGGACACAUAAAAUAGCAGUACCCAUUCAUAUGACUGUGCCACUUUUUUUCUUUGUUUGUUUGGGUGUUUUUUGGUUUGGUUUUUUUUGUUUGUUUGUUUGUUUGUUUUUUCCAAACUGAGGAUAAGCCAUUUUGGUAUGACAUUCUUUAAAAGUACUUUUCCUAAUAUUCCUUUAUUUUCAGACAAAAACUGUGCUGUAAAUACGUGAAUUUUGAUCUUUGUUGUUUUUUCUUGGCAAUAUGAUGGUUUAAUAAAAAAGAAAAAUUAAAAAAUAAAUAAAAUUUCGUCUUGACCUAAUUUUUAAGAUGAUGUUUGUGCUUUGCAAAGCAAAAACAUUGUGCUUUAUAGAUUCCUACACCAAUAACAAUCAACAAGAAUGAAAAACAUGUAGCCAAGACCUUAAUCAACACAGCAAAAUUGAACUGGACCAUGUCUGGACUUGAUUCUUUGUGGUAUAGAUUCAACAAAGUGCUGGAAACAUUCCUCAGAGAUUUUGGACCAUAUUGACAUGACAGCAUCACACAAUUGCCGCAGAUAUGUGAACUGCACAUCCAAAAUGUUAAUCUCAAAAUGUUCUGCCACAUCUCGAAGAUGCUCUACUGGACUGAGAUCUGAUGACUACUGUGAACUUAUUAACAUGCUCAAGAAACCAGUUUAAAGAUGAUCUGAGCUUUGUGAAAUUGCACAUUAUUCUGCUGGAAGCCCCCAUCAGAAGAUAGGUCAUAAGGGGUCAUGUGGGAUGGACUGGACAUGGUCAACAAUAAUACUCAGGCAAGCUGUGACAUUUAAACAAUCCUCAGUUAGCACUGAGGGGUCCAAAUGUCACAGCAGAAAUCAGACCAGGCAAUUUUCUAUUGUCUAAUUUCCACUGAGAAGAGCGGCACCUGGUGAGGCCGUCUGCUGCCGCAGCCUAUCUGUAGGCCAACGUUUGGCAUCUUGUGCAUUCAAAGUGGUUGUCUGAGUUACUGUUGCCCUCCUAUUAGCUCAGUGCAGUCUGACCAUUCUCCUCUGACCUCCACAAUUUUUCAUUUGUGGAAAAAUCCCAGUAAAUCAUCAGUUUCUGAAAUGUUCAGCUUGUCUGGCACUGAAAUCACCUUUAUUCACUUUAUUCACUAGCAUUGAGCUUUAACAGGUCAUCUUGACUGUAUACAUGCCUAAAUGCAUUAAUUAUUUGUCUGAUUACAUGUUUCAGUAAAGAGCAAUAGAACAGGAGC
Molecule: messenger RNA, 4521 nt
Organism: Haplochromis burtoni (Burton's mouthbrooder)
Lineage: Eukaryota; Metazoa; Chordata; Actinopteri; Cichliformes; Cichlidae
Product: collagen alpha-1(VIII) chain
Exons: 3
Coding region: 156-2363 (735 amino acids)
Molecular function (GO): protein binding
Source: RefSeq, a predicted model, not a curated record